Gastrolobium bilobum is the source of this 1320-nucleotide messenger RNA. Its product is annotated as probable aspartic proteinase GIP2. Gene Ontology annotation, molecular function: aspartic-type endopeptidase activity. Gene Ontology annotation, biological process: proteolysis. The transcript has a single exon. Lineage: Eukaryota; Viridiplantae; Streptophyta; Magnoliopsida; Fabales; Fabaceae. The record is from RefSeq and is a predicted model, not a curated record. The coding region runs from base 10 to 1320 and encodes 436 amino acids.
AUUAUCUUUAUGUUCAAAAUGGCUUCAUCUUCUGCCAUCCAUUUCUUCCUUCUCUUAAUAGCCUUUUUCUCAGUUUCCUGCUUAUCAGCAUCACAUGCUCCGAAUACCAAACCACACCCAUUUAUCCUUUCCAUUAAGAAAGACCCAGCAACCAAUCUGUUCUAUACUUCAGUAGGCAUAGGAACUCCUCGACACAACUUCAAUCUAGUUAUUGAUCUUGCAGGAGAAAACCUCUGGUAUGACUGUGAUAAUAACUACAAUUCAUCAUCCUACUGUCCUAUCAAUUGUGGCUCAAAGACAUGCCCCGAAAUUGGAUGCGUUGGCUGCAGUGGCACCUUCAAACCAGGUUGCACAAAUAACACCUGUCCUUCUGAAGCUUUCAACCCAUUAGCAAAAUUCCUUUUCGGUGGUGGUCUAGGUGAGGAUAUCAUAUUCAUUUCUCAACUGCAAGUGCCUGGCUUGCUUUCUAGCUGCGUUAACACUGAUGGAUUUUCAUCAUUCACUAGUAAUGAUUCACCUCUAAAUGGCUUACCCAAAAGCAGCAAAGGGAUUAUAGGCCUUUCAAGGUCACAACUUGCUUUGCCAACACAGCUUGCAUUGGCUAAUAAGCUUCCUCCCAAGUUUUCUCUCUGUUUGCCUUCUUCAAACAAGCAAGGAUUCACCAACUUGCUUGUUGGAGCUGAGGGACAUCCUCAGGAAGUUUCCAAAUUUCUCCAAACCACCCCACUGGUUGUCAACCCCGUUGUUACAGGUCCAAAGUUUGUGAAGGGUGUUCCUUCCAUUGAAUACUUUAUUGAUGUCAAAUCAGUUAAGAUUGUUGGCCGUGUUGUGAACCUAAAACCUUCCCUUCUUUCCAUUGACAAUAAGGGCAACGGGGGCACCAAAAUUAGCCCCAUGAGUCCCUUCACUGAAUUAGAACGCUCUGUAUACAAGCCCUUUGUUCGAGAUUUCCUCAAGAAGGCUUCAGACAGAAGACUAAAGAGAGUGGCAUCAGUGCCACCAUUUGAGGCAUGUUUCGAUUCAAGCACCGUUGGCAAUUCUGUAACUGGAUUUGUUGUGCCAACUAUUGAUCUAGUGCUACAAGGGGGAGUGCAAUGGACUAUUCAUGGUGCAAAUUCCAUGGUAAUGGCAAAGAAAAAUGUAGCAUGCCUAGCAUUUGUUGAUGGAGGGACAGAGUCAAGAAUGUCGUUCGUUAAAGCUUCAAUUGUUAUUGGUGGACAUCAGUUGGAGGACAAUCUUUUAUUGUUUGAUCUUGGUUCCUCCAAAUUAAGCUUCAGCUCCUCGCUUUUGCUCCACAAUGCUAGUUGCUCCCACUCUUGA